UCCACAGCCGAGUGUUUAUUGGAGAAGCUGCAGGCGAUGUAGGAAAGAAAAGCUGCGUCCGUUUGUUUCUCUCCGCUUUUUACGACAAACUCCACCGAACAGGGUGAAGACUGCAGCAAAAUGGACGGCUUUUACGACCAGCAGGUCCCCUUUGUGGUGCCCGAGAGCAGCCGUCACCCAGAGGAGGAGCGGUGCCUCAACGACAGGCGGAGGACGUUCUACGACACCGAGCUGGCCCAGGACACCGAAGAGCUUUUUCAAGAUCUGAGCCAGCUCCAAGAAAUCUGGAUCGCAGAAGCUCAGGUUCCCGACGACGAACAGUUCGUCCCAGAUUUCCAGUCCAGUAACUUGAUGUUUCACGGACCGCCGGUCAGCAAAGUGAAGCGGGAGCCCGGUUCGUCCAAACACUUGUCCCCGUGUGCAACGCCUCAGACUGACACGUGCCUUUACAGCUACAGUGCCUGUGAAAACAAGCCAGCUCCAGCCUCCACCCCUGGAACACAGCGCCGCUCCAUACACCCUGCCGGACCCCCACCCUUACAGAGGCAGCUACAGCCACCCCCCUCUCAGCUCACCAGCCCGGCUGCGGCCGCCAGCCCCUUCCGCUGCCCCACCGUACCACAGGAGAACCAGUCAUUCGCUUUGCCUCGAGCCCCCACCAGCUGCUCAGGUGCCUCCUACAGCGCAGAGCAACGGUUCCAACGGCAGCUCUCAGAUCCCUGCCUGCCCUUCCUGCCUCAGGAGAAAGCCACGAACACGGCGUACCACCCUUCGGCUUGUGACGGCCGCCCUCUGUACCAGCGCCACCUGUCGGAGCCCCUCGUCCCCCACGCUGUCCGCAGUUUCAAACAGGAGCCGGUGGACCCUCGGUACCAGGCCACGGGACCUCCAGGUCCACCACAGCCACAGACAACUUUUAACCAUGUCAAAAUUAAACAGGAGCCAAGAGACUUCGGUUUUGAACCAGAGGUUCAAACCUGCCAGUCGUCAUUCAGCAAAUCUUCAGCGCUGUUCCAGAAGAACAGUGCUGGGUUCGGCUACGACAGAGAGCCUCGUUUGUUCUUCGAUGACACCUGCGUUGUUCCAGAACGGAUGGAAGGUAAAGUGAAGCAGGAGGGCUUGCCGUACCAGCGCCGCGGCUCCCUGCAGCUCUGGCAGUUCCUGCUCACGCUGCUCGACAACCCGAACAACCGACACCUGAUCGUGUGGACCGGACGCAACAUGGAGUUCAAGCUGAUCGACCCGGAGGAGGUGGCUCGGCUCUGGGGGAUCCAGAAAAACCGACCGGCCAUGAACUACGACAAGCUGAGCCGCUCGCUGCGGUACUACUACGAGAAGGGCAUCAUGCAGAAGGUAAAGGUGGCCGGAGAACGGUACGUCUACAAGUUCGUGUGCAACCCCGACGCUCUGUUCUCCAUGGCGUUCCCGGAGAACCAGAGGCCGAGUCUGAAGGUGGACUUGGACGCCGUCCUACCCCCCAGCGAGGACGACGGCUUCCCCCUGCCCGGAUAUGAGGAGGAGGGGCCUUACUUGGUGGAGGGGGCGGAGCAAUGCGUCCGGGGCCUGGGGUUCCCUGACAGCUACCCGUACUGACCCGCAGGGGGCGGAGCCUGGAAAUGCUGAAACACGUUUUGUUUUUUUAAAGACUGUUAAACUUCCUCCAGAGAAAAACACUUUUCUUUCUCCAAAACUUGUUUCACUCAUUUAAAUGAGUUCACAUCCAGAUUUAACAGUUUUAAAGAAAAAAAAGUCCAAAUUUAUAAAUUAAUUUUCAAUUUCGCUUAAAAUAUUUACAAAAAGGUACGAUUGAGACAAAAAUCUAACUAUAAAUUUUCCAAAUAAAAUAAUUAGACAAUUCACGACCAGAAAAUCGUGGUUUGGAUUUAAAGUUGUAAUUUUGUUCAAAUAAAAAAGGGCAAAUUAUUAUUAUUAUUAUUAACAAAAUAAAGCUAAAAUACAACAUACACUUUUAUUCAAGAAGAUUUAAACCAUUAAAAUCUGACAUUUCAGUUGUACAAUUAGUUCUUUUUCAAACACGACAGUUUGUCCGGUUUGUGACAGUAUUUUAUUUUUUCAGUUAUCCUUUUAUUUUGGCGGUCACGCUAGUCGUUUCCUGUCGUGGUAGCUCCGUAGCAUGGCCAUCGCUGUAGUCGUCGCGUUUGUAAACUCUGGGAUCUGUUUUGCAACCAAAAACUAUCUCACAGCCACGGCGCCCUGAAAACAAACGUUUUUCUGACCUUUGACCCCUGCAACAUCUGGAUGAACAGCUGUCCGUCGUGUCCUGCUCCUCGUUUCAAAGCUGAUAUUUUUGGCUUUUUAUGGACUUGUAUGUUUUGGUAUAACGAUUUAAAAUAAAAAGUAUUUUUUGAUUCUGUAACAAGCAUGGACGGCCGGAUAGUUUCUGCAUUUUGUAAAGUUUGUUUGCUUCGUAGAGGAAAUGUAUAAUUCUAUAUGGAUCUAUUUUUGCUAACGGCUCGCUCGUGUGUCGCGUCGGCAGGAAGUCCUGCGGGAGCAAGAUGGCCGACACCGGUGUAACCUUGACCCUCAGAUACUGUCUGUGUGCCUUCUGUUCAUCUUUACUCAAACAAUAAACUAUUUUAC
Molecule: messenger RNA, 2601 nt
Organism: Nematolebias whitei (Rio pearlfish)
Lineage: Eukaryota; Metazoa; Chordata; Actinopteri; Cyprinodontiformes; Rivulidae
Product: ETS translocation variant 5
Exons: 13
Coding region: 121-1593 (490 amino acids)
Biological process (GO): regulation of transcription by RNA polymerase II; cell differentiation
Cellular component (GO): nucleus
Molecular function (GO): DNA-binding transcription factor activity, RNA polymerase II-specific; sequence-specific DNA binding
Source: RefSeq, a predicted model, not a curated record